Polistes dominula (European paper wasp) is the source of this 3301-nucleotide messenger RNA. RefSeq names its product leucine-rich repeat and fibronectin type-III domain-containing protein hattifattener (gene haf). Lineage: Eukaryota; Metazoa; Arthropoda; Insecta; Hymenoptera; Vespidae. The record is from RefSeq and is a predicted model, not a curated record. Gene Ontology annotation, molecular function: protein binding.
UUCAUCUUCUUGUUAUGUAUUUUUUUUUACAAUAAAUAUUAAUGAAAAAAUACUUAAAAUUUGUGUCGUGUUUAUUCAAUGUGAGUUUAAAUAACAACAACAAGAAGAAGAAAAACAAGAAUUAAAUACUUUUAGUGAACAGGUGUGCAAUAGGACAGGUGUACAACGAACUAUCAUUCACGAUUAGUUGUUUUUUUUUUUACAUAUUACGGAAAUUCAAUCGUAUGAUUAUCAUCAAUGUGGAUGCAGUUCGUUGAAGAUCAAAGGUUUCGCUAUGCUAGUUCCACUGAAUGCGAACCUUAAUCUUAAUCACAAUCGUUCUAAUUGUUGAUAUAAGAUAAUCAUCAUUAAUCAUUGAUCUCAUCAUGGAUUAAAGAAAACAUUUGUGAAGAAGCAUCAAAAAAAUAUUAUAUAAGAAGAUUAAUGUGUUUAACAUAACUUUGAAGAUAUUUAAAAGAAGAAACAAUAUGAAUACACUGAUGAUCAAGACGUUACUACUGCUAUUAGCAGGCACGAUAUGCAUAGUUGAUGCAACCUCAGCUUGUCCAUGGGCACAAAGCGUUGCUGAACUAGAAAACUCUUGCAUCUGCGAUUACAAUCUUGCUAGAGAGUUAUCGGUACAAUGCGAUAUAGUUGAUUAUGGUCAACUAUUAUCGGCUAUGAAGCGAUAUGCUUCAAAAAUUACAGUUGAUCUCUUUUAUAUUAAUAAUAGUACCAUUGGUACUUUGAAAAAUGAAUCUCUUUCAGCGUUAAGAAUCAAUAAUAUACAAUUAUCAGGCUGUCGUAUAUCAAUGAUUGAAACUGAGGCAUUCAUGGGCCAAGAAAAUACAUUGAAGAGUCUUAAUUUGAAAGAUAACGAGUUGAAAGAGUUACCUAUCGAAACAUUAAAGACUCUAAAGAAUCUAACAGUGUUGGAUCUAUCGAUGAAUAAGAUUACUAAAGUUCCUGAUGAUGCCUUUGCAGGAUUAAAACUGGUUACUUUAAAAUUGUCUGACAAUGAAGUCGCUCUCUCGUCAGAAGCCUUUAAAGGUUUGGAAGCAACCUUGAAAAAUCUUAAUCUUAAAGGUACAAAACAAAAGAAAGUACCAGAAGCAUUAAGAGGUCUCAAAGCUUUGGCUUUUCUGGAUCUAUCUCAAAAUAGUAUAGAGGAAUUACCUGGCUCUGCUGGUAUCAAAGCUUUCGAAGGAUUAGACUCGUUGACUGGGCUCAAUCUUGAAAGAAACUUGAUUCAAGCUAUUGGACCAAAUGCUUUCUAUGGCGUCAGGAAUACUCUGAGUUCUUUGAGUUUGUUAAACAAUCUCAUUUCUGAUUUUCCAACUGCUGCAAUCAACAGUAUCCAUGAUCUUAGGGUUCUAGACAUCGGAUUCAAUCUAAUAACAGAGUUACCAGUGAAUGCUUUUCAAGGUAAUCCAUCUGUAACGCUUCUCGCUAUCGAUGGAAAUCCUUUGUCCACUGUACCAGAACGUGCAUUGGCUAGACUGAAUGGUACUCUCAGAGGACUGAGCUUAGGAGGAAGAUUUCUUGUGUGCGAUUGCAAAUUACGUUGGAUCGUCGAUUGGAUCAAAACUAGGGAUCUUCAAGUAACUAGUCGUGAACGUAAACCACCAUUUUGUGGUAGCCCUCAGAGAUUACAAGAUAAAAAUUUUUACAACAUUGAUAUAAACGAUAUGACAUGUGAAAGAACACCAGAAAUUAUUGGAAUCGGCACUGUUGAAAGUGUUGAUACGAGAGAACCAACUGGGCCAAGUGAUAAUCUAGGUGUUGCUACGCAUCAUUCAACGAUAAGACCACAGAUUCCCACCCAAACGACUACUACUACUACUACUACUACUACUACUACAUCGACUAUAACACCUUCGACAACGACGAUAUUUUCAACUACAGAAUUUAGAAAAACAACCGAAGCACCUCAAACUUCGACUAUGUUUACUUCGACGACUAACAGACCAACUGCAGCUCGAACAGGAAAUGUGGUUAUAAUGAGAACUACGUUAAGUCCACCUAAAUAUGUUCAGGAUCAACCUCAACAGCAUCAACCAAGACCUCCUUUGGUUCUUGGUUCUCCUCUUUACAAAGCUAAAUCAAACGAUAGAGAUAUCAUAGUGAAGGAUGUUCUUAGACAAGAUAACUCAGUGAUCAUCUAUUGGGACACGAAAGCACCUAAGAGUUUAGGAUUUCGUGUGAUCUAUCGAUUAUUUGGAGACGAUAGUUUUGAACAAGCUCCACCUCUUGAUGCUAGCGAGCGUGAAUUUAAAAUAAAAAACGUACCAUAUCAGGAAUGUAUCAUAGUAUGUGUCGUUUCAUUGGAAGAAACCAACCUAAUGCCAGCAAAUGUACCCUAUCAACAAUGCAGAGAAGUUAGAACAGAAAAUUCGCCGACUUCUAAUAUGGACAAAAUUACUAUAGCUGCUAGUGCAGCCAUAUGUGCAACUAUAGUAGUUGCGGUGAUAAUUUUCGUGGUAGCCAACAGAAGAAGAGCUCGUAAACUUCACACGCUUCAUAGUAUUGAUCAAACUAACAUGGGUGGACCUAUAGCAGGAUUGCCGGUUAAUUGUUGCUCAACUGGUGGCCCAACGCCAAGCCCAGGAGGACCUCUUUCUUCUAUGGCAACCUUAAGUGCUUACAAUCCUCAAAAGGAAUGGGAUCAAGUAUCAGCUUAUAGUAACAGAAGUAUACCGAGACCUAGAAUUUUUCCAGUAGAUCGACAAGGUUCAAUUACCAGAGCUUCUUGUAUUGACGAUGUUCGUUCUCAAACAGUUCACUAUGGUGGUAAAAUAUCUACACGUUCCGUUGCUGAUGGACAAUCGCAACACAGUUUUUCUAAUAACUCAACGCGAUAUUUUGCUAACACUACUUUAGGAUCUAAUCUCGUAAAUUCUAGACCAGAAUUACGUCAGUCACGUCAAUCGUUAGCAGCAGGUUCGGAUAGAAUGUCGCGAAGUAAUUACACGAAUAAUCAUAUGCCACCUCAUGCCUCCUCUAGAAGACAACGACCAAGAUCACGUAAUCGUACUUUGGAACAAAAUCCGCCAAGGCCUGGCAGUCGGUACAGUUUAGCUGACUCCACGCAUACAUUGAAUAAUUAUGAUGAAAAUAAUUGGACCGAUCACGACAUGGAUAUAUACAUGACACGUAAUCCAACAACGAGAAGCGGCCUGAUGCCAGUAUGAUCAUCGGUUUUAACAAACCGUGUGUUCAAUCAGUCUAUUUGAUCAGAUGCAAUGAUUUGAUGCAUCAAUGUACAACAAUGUACUCGUUAUUAGACUAAGUUAGUAAUAAGCUAGAUCGAAUCGAAUGAUAA